This is a messenger RNA of Drosophila sulfurigaster albostrigata, 6687 nucleotides long. RefSeq names its product sodium-dependent transporter bedraggled (gene bdg). The record is from RefSeq and is a predicted model, not a curated record. NCBI's taxonomy places the organism in Eukaryota, Metazoa, Arthropoda, Insecta, Diptera, Drosophilidae. The transcript has 10 exons. Gene Ontology annotation, biological process: sodium ion transmembrane transport. Gene Ontology annotation, cellular component: membrane. The coding region runs from base 292 to 4419 and encodes 1375 amino acids.
GUCGUUUGUUUCUAGAUGGAGCGAACGUGUCUCGCGCGUCUCGAUCUUGCAAUGAAUUUGAAAAAAGAGCUCAAUAUUUAUUUUGUUUAGUUAUACGUACCGAGCAUAAUUGUAACUAAAACGUAAGCAACGUCAAGAAAUUAUUGUUGUGCACAAAUUGCUGAUAAAUUUAGAAGAAAAACAAGAUACCAAAUACGCGCGGUCACUACCAGUCUUCGCAUGCGUGAGUGUUUGUGAGUUGUUAAAGACUCGAAUUGCCGCUUUGCAACACUGGGCUGCAAUGCAAACAAAAUGAACGGCAAAGAACAAUCAGCUGGUCGGGAAUUCAAGCGCAAUUCAAAUGCCUACGCCAGUUUACCAGCGACAACAAAAACAACAAUAAAAGAGAAACGAAAAGAGUCACUAAGAGAACCAGAAUGCUAUGGACUCUCGCACAGUUUGUCCAGUGAAUCGAUAAAGCAAGCCUGCGACUAUUACGACGACGAGCCAAGCGAUGAAGACCUGAUUGAAAUACAUCAAACGCCACAGGGCUUUCAUCAUCAUCCUCGUCAGCAGCAGCAGCUUCAAGCACAGCAGCAACAACAUCCGCUUAGCUUUAGCAUGCCGCUGGCUGAUGACGGUGAACGUAAUGCCUUGUGUGACGUCAGCCAAGAGGCUCCAUUGAGCACACCCAUCAAACCGUCGGCUACUGUGCCGGAUGAGGCGCUCAGUGUGCUGAAUGAGCUGGAUGCCAUAUUGGAUGUGCAUGGCGCAUCGCCGCUCAACGGCAGCAACCGCAUCUCUUCCUGCGGCACCAGUAGCGCUUCCUCGUCUUCCUCCGACGAUGAUAAAGUUGAGGAUUAUUUAAUGGACUUGGAUAAUUAUCUCGAGGAACUAGAUAAAGAGGAUCCAUUGGCCAUUGUUGGCCAUCCAAGCCUAAGCCGCGAGCCACGCACACGCACGCUGCCGCUAAGUCGGAAGCGAAAACAGCACAAACAGUCCGAUGAGGAAGUGCAUCCAGCCUUGGACAGCGAGUUCCAGCGUGGUCAUCAGAUGCGCAAAACCUUCAGUUGUGGUUUAACGCCAACGGGCAUUAAAGCCACAUCGAAUACAUCACUAGAAGCAGGCAACGCUUCAGUUGCCCAGAUAGAUGUUUGGCGUCGCCAGUCAAUGCGACGAGCCAUUGAGAAUGACGACGCCGAAGCCAAAGCCGAGAAUGUGGAUGCGAACGCGAGUGCGGAAGAGGAUGAUGAGCAGCCUCCCACUCUGCUAGUGACUCUGCCAAGUCAGGCGACAACGUCGGCGGCAUCGUCGACAUCGGAGAUGCGCCGCAGUUUCUCGCAGCCGGAAUCGUUGCCACAGCGUGAAGGAAGCGCUCUUCAGAUGCUGACGGAGGCGCACAUCUUUGACAAUCUGCUGCAGAACGAGCAGCGGACGGCGCGUGCGGUCAGCGAGCAACUGGAGCAGCGACCACGCCAGUAUGGGCGACGCUUUGAGGGACAUCCGUCCAUGAGUCCCGCUCGCAACAUGGGCCUCGUGUCGCCUUUGAGCCGUCCACAGAGCGCACCGGCGCAAGCACAACGUCGAGAGGCGGCGGCAGUGGCGGCGGAGACGCCAACGCAUGCCAUGAUGUCGCCGCUCUGCUCGGAAAUGAGCUCGGCACGUUCAUCACGCAUCCCCAGCCCCGUUUCGCUGGUGAGCAGUGGCAGCGGCAGCAGCAGCGACAGCUCUACGGUCAGCACAGGACCCGAACAGGAUCAGUUGGAACUUGGUGGACAAACGCAGACGACAAUCUGCAGUGCCAGCAGCGGCGGCAGCAGCACAACGCCACUGGAGCCGCAACUGUUGCGGGAGAAGUGCGGAUUCAAUAGUCAAUGGCCUCAUGCAGCAAGUCGCACCUUAGCGCUGAUGGGCUGCACUCUGGGCGUGUUUAACUUGUGCCGCUUUGCGGUGCUGACCAUCAACUAUGGUGGCAACUUUCUGCUGCAGUUCCUUCUGCUCUCGGUCAUCUUUGGCAUACCGCUCUUUUGGCUACAGAUGUGCUUGGGAGCCAAGAUCAAAUCGGGCCCCGUCUCGAUGUGGAAGAUUAGUCCAAUUUGCAGUGGCGUUGGCAUUGCUCUGGUCAUGGUGCAAUGCUUCUUGGCCAUCUACUCGACGGUGGCGGUUGGCUGGAUUCUUAUCUAUCUGCGCGAUGUUUUCCCAACGCCAUCGCGCAGCGUCUAUCGCUGGCAGGAGCUGGCCUUUCCCUAUCGCUACGAUGCCGUCAAUGAUACGGGGAAUCUCACGCACACGGUUGCCGAAUACUUUAAUAUUGUGGUACUACAACGCCUGCAUCUGGCCAAGCAUCCAGACGCCACCGGCGGCCGCUUCCAUGUUAAUGAUCGGCAGUUGGCGUUCUACUUGGCCCUCAUCUGGGCGGCAGUCUUCUUGAUACUCUGCAAAGGCCUCAAGUCCCUGGGAAAAUUGGCGUUUCUCAUUAAUACGUUGCCAUUGAUUGCGCUUCUCGUUGUAACUGGCAAAUUUGUGAGCAUCGUGGAUCCGGCUAUUCUACAGGACGUGUUUGGCUCCAGUGAUUUUGAUGACUUUCUGGUGAACUCGAACACAUGGACAGCGGCCACACAGGAGACGUUCCUCACUUGGGGCCUUCUUGGUGCCUCGGUGAUAGACAUAACCAGUCGCACGCAUGCCAAUGCCAGCAAAACGACGCUGCGACGAGAUGCCAUUCUGAUGGUUCUGCUAACGCUGCUGGGCCUCGGCUUGGCUGCUCUGCUGGCGCUGUGCUGUGCUCAGAUCUUGCGACAACACGGCUACGUUUAUGUGCCGGGAUCGUUUGAACGUCCAGAUUGUUAUACGUCCGUGUACUCGCUGCAAGCUCAAACGAAUCCACAACUUCUCUCCUAUCCACGUUCACUUGUGCCGCACUAUUCAUCGUUUUUGGGCGAAACGUAUCGGAGAAACAAGACCAUAUUGCACAUCGAGAGUGGUUUUCAGGCGCUGCGCUUCAUUACGGAACUCUUUCCUGCCGUGCUCUCGCUCUCCAGCGAUGCCAUCUCAUGGGUUUGGGCUGCCGUCGCCUUUGCCAUGUUUGCUGGUUUUGGCCUCGCACAAUUGUGCGUCAUGUGGAAGCCCAUUUCGAGUGCGAUGGGCAAUUCGACCAGCUCCGUGCUGUUGAGCUGUGUCACUGGACUGCUGUUGAGCAUUCCAUUUGCCACGGAUAUGGGCAUUUCCAUAUUGUAUUAUGUGGACUUUUUGCUUGGCGGCUCCUGGUUUAUACCCAUCAUUUGGGCAGCUCAAAUCUUCGGUGUAUUCCUCAUUCGCGGACGACCUUAUAAUGGCGAUGAUUUGGUCAACGAUCUGCGCAUGUGUGGCUCAAUGUCUGCGUUUCUGGCGCUCUCCUGGAACGUGCUAUUGCCCAUUGGAUUGAUAACACUCUCGGUGAUUGACUACAAAGCAUCGCUCUCCAAUCAAUUCUAUUACUGGCGCGGCAAGUCAUACUUUAGCUAUGCCAGCCGCAAAACGGGUAGUCUCAUACAAAUUGGCAUUGUGCUCAUUAUUCCCGUCACGGCCAUCAUACAGAUCUAUCGCUAUUUGACACAAGGUCCACCCGACAUAUUAGAGCGCAUUCAGCUGUUGUAUCGCCCCCAGGAAGAGGGGAGUGCACCGCGACGUCCUUCGGCGCGUCAGAGAUCAGCGCAGGAGCGACGAAACGCCACAAGCCAACAGCAGGAGAGUGGCCAUCAACAAGCUCAGAAUGAUGCACCGCCCAAGUACACGCCUCCGCCAUCCUAUACAACUGCAACUGGCGCUCGCUUAGCCAAACUACUGCGCCAGAGCAUACGUCGCAGCGUGCGCAGAGUUCUUGGCGAUUCAUCGAGUCGAACACGACCAAUUCUCUCGUUGGAUGCCGAGUCACCUUCGCCAGUGGCACCGCCCGAUUAUCUCACCAUACUGACUAAUCCCUCUGGCUCUGGUUCUGGAUCUGGUGUGAAUGCAGCUUCAUCCGGAGGCAGUAGCAGUCCAGAGUCAAUUGAGAUUGGCCAACGGCCAGCUGGCUAUGCACAGCGUUCACAGUCACUAGGUCGCAAAUUGCAGCGACCCACGUCGGCAUCUGGAUCAGCCAACUCGGGUGCCUCAGCCACAUUGGAGCGUGGCAGUUGUGGACCACAGCAGCAACGCCCAUACACGGCUGAGGAUGUGGUUACCAUACUGCGUUCCUCGGUGCGUCAUCGACCGCAACCGCGACAAGCCGUUGGCAUGGCCACAACUCUACCACGUCCGCCAGCCAUGUCCACACACUUGGAAGAUGCCUCGUUCCGCUCGAUUGAGAAUCUGGUCUUGAAUGCCGAACCGCCGGAUCAGACGCCCGGUGUGGGUAGUGCGGAUGGAGGAGGAGAACAAGAGCAGUGUGGUCAAAACAAUAAUAAUACAUCUGUGAUUUAAUGACUAAAAUAUCGUACACAUAACGUAAUUCUAUUAAUGAUCACAUAUCUGCUUGCUUUCUUAGACUUGAUUAUCGCUAGUUAUAUACGAAUAUUACUUUUUAGCUUAUACCUAUAUACCGAAUAAUAUGUAAUAAUAAACAACUAUGUAAUUAGUAUUUGACAACAACAAUAACUCUUGUUUAGUAAUCGAUUUCUGAUUAGACACACGAUCUUUAGUAAUGCAUUUCUGAUUUGAUUUUUAAACAACCCUCAAUAAUAUUUCAUACUUAAAAUCCUAAUGCUGACAUCUCAUCGUUUCCCUUAAAGCUGUAGAUCGAAAGACAUGGGUACAACGGAUGGUUAAGCACAAUAGGCAGGAGCAGACUACGUGCCAGGGAGUUAAGUACGUCACUUUUGCGCAGUCUGACCAAAAAUUUAAGCCGAUUAAUAAACGUGACCAGUCAACUUUAGAAAUGGAAGCGGAAGCAGCCCUACAACAACAAUAAAGGAAGCAACGCAGUACAAAACGAGAUUGCUCCAUUGAGGUUCACAUUUUUGCAGGCGUGCUGCGUACUUUUGAAUUUACCUAUAUUUUGUUAUUAUUUUCGUCUUGAAUACGGUGCAUAUUUUUUGGUGCAGACUGCUAAUCUGCGACAUUUUCAAAUUGGCACGUACGCGCUGCUCUCAAACAAUAAGAGUUGCCAGUCAGUGCGGAAUAAAAAAAAAUAUUGCCAAUGACAGGAUUGAAAUGCUGAAACCAAACUACAUAAUGUUUGAUAUUGUAUAUUAUAGGAAAAAAAUAUCAAUAAAUAAAUACCUCAUUUAUUGUAUUGGGUAUUAUUUUGAAUAAUUUCUAUUCUCCAAUAUGGAAAUGUUUCUUUUCGUUGUGAAUGCCAACAAUAUUUGUGAGUUAGCAGACCAAUUUAAUUUGUACAUUGCCAUAUGAGCACAACACGUUCAAAUCAUGUUAGGUAUCUGUUAAUUUCAUGUUUACAGAGCGACGACAGCAGCCUAACAUGUUUUGCGCGCGUUUAUCAAUCGCGACACGCGUUUUGCUGGCGACUUUUCGUUACGUUAACAGAAUCUGUUAAGCAUAAUAUAAAAUUACACAGCAUCUGUUAAUUUCUUGUUAUUGUGGAAUUUGUCUUCGAGGCUUACGGUUGGAUUUGACGGUUGCGUGCGUUUUUGAACUACGGAGUUCAAGUACAGAAAAUCGGAAAAGUAGUGAUUGAAACCAAAAGAGAAAAAAAUAAAUAAAAUCAAAACUCUACUAAACAAACGGGAUAAUAGAGAAUUAUUUUUUGUAUUGUAAAUGCAGUUGUCUGUGCACAAUCAACUCGUUCAAAGCAUUCCACAUUUAAUUGAGGGGCGCGCGCGUUUUCCAAACAAUUAAUCUAAGCAUUCUAACUAAGUUUUGUAGCAGUGCAAAAGUUUUCUUGGCUGUUGCCGCAAAACAGCAGCCGCUAACAACAACAACAACGACACCAACGCCGCCGUCGCCAUCAAAAAAGUGCUCAAACAAGAUUUCCACUUGAAAUUCCUGAAUUUCGUUUGCGACGCGCAGCGCAACAUAAAAAGAAGCCAAGGAAAUAAAUCGUAAUAUAAAAGCGCAAUACAAAUAAUACAAAAAAAGUUUGCCGAAAUCAUCCAAUUGAAAGUGUUAAUAAUAAUAGUGUGUUACUGUAUAAGUGUUAGUGAUAGCAUUUUGUUCAGUUUAAAAGGAGUUUUGGAUUAGCGGCGCCCUUAUUUACAUUGCUGAGCCUGACUGAACGUUGUUGAUAACCGACAGCAAGAGCUUUUAGUCGAGUUGGUCCAAAAUUUUCAUAUUUUGGUUGGACUUAUAUGUGCGCAGCAGGUCACAGGCUUACGGCGCUGCUGAUGAUGUUCAUGACGAUGAUGAAGUUGCUGGCGAGGCGAGUCUAACUGCUGACAGCAAAGUGCCAGUGCAGUGCAGUGUCAGCGUUGCGUCGACGUGCGUAUCUCAAAGAUACAAAUAGAAGAAGCCCAUUUCCGUCUGGUGGUCGCCUACCUAACGAAAGUGGACUGGCUACCUACACACAACACAAUACAUCGCUCUCGUCGUUGCACUUCUCUCGCCUCUACUCGCUACUCACUACUCGUCACUUUUCACUCGUUGCUCUCUCUCUGGCGUGCUCUUUUACUGUCCAGCUGCUAUCAGUUGUACCGUGGCGCGCGGUCGCGACGGGCUGCAAGAAAAGAACGAAAAUAAAGUGAGUGCGGGACGCGCGCGGUGAACAAGAAGCCGAAAGAACAUCGACAACAACAA